AUGUUAGCUAAAGUUAAAAAUAUCACAAAAUCAAAAGUAGUAAAGAAAACUAGCCCAAAACUGACCGAGAAAGAUUGUCACGAUGCAAUAGAAGAUGCACUAAAAGAACUUGCUAAUACUGAUAAUCUUAAUGUAAAUGCUGCUGCUGCAAAGUUUGGAAUUUCAGAGACAACACUUAGGCGUGCAGUAAAAAAUAGUUAUCACAACCAUCAUGGUCCCACAACAAUCCUGAGUAGCUAUGAGAAGGAGCAACUUGUAGGCUAUUGUAAGAACAUGCAGAGAUUAGGUUUUGGCUUGACGAAGUCAGGUGUAAACCAUUGUGUGAUGGAAAUUUUAAAGAAUAAUAAACGUAACCAUCCUUUUAACAAUAAAGGACUCAGUAGAACUUGGUGGGAUCGAUUUAUGAAGGACCAUUCUGACUUAUCUUUUAGGAUGCCUCAAGCUUUAUCAGAAGCUUGUGCUCAAAGAGCCAAUCCAGUAAUAAUUAAUGAUCAUUUUAAAAAAUUAAAAAAGAUCAUUCAGGAGUAUUUGCUUAUCCCAGACUGCAUCUGGAAUAUGAAUGAGACUGGUUUUGUUAUUUCUCCCAAAAUUCAAAAGGUUCUCACCAUAAAAGGUGCUCGCCAAGUUUAUAAGGUCUCACACAGGAACAUACACGACUAUAUAUCUGUUGUUCCAAUGAUUUCAGCUGCAGGUGAUUAUAUACCUCCAUUAAUCAUCUAUAAAGAUAUCUGUACAAUUUCAGGUUUAUUAGCUGGAGCCCCUUCUGGUAGUGUAAUAGGCUUUACUGAUUCUGGAUAUAUGCGAGAAGACCUUUUCCAAAUGUAUAUCGAGCACUUCAUCAGUUUAAUUUUGUCUGCUCGCCCAGUCCUAUUAAUGCUUGAUGGCCACAAAAGCCAUGUAAAUUAUACAAGCGUUAAAUUUUGUUAUGAUAAUGAGGUUUUACUCUAUGCACUUCCUUCCCACACCACACAUAUGCUUCAACCAUCUGAAAUUCCCUUCACCAAGCUCAAAAAUGAAUAUAGCAAUAGUUGUGACAAGCUUCACAAUGAUAAAGGUGAAGUGGUUACCAAGCAUACAUUCGCUAGUAUUCUUGAACCAGCAUUUGCCACAACCUAUACCUUUGAGGCAAUUACUAAUUCCUUUAGAGUUACAGGAAUUUGGCCUUUUAACCCUAACGUGAUCAGUUUGGACCAUCUUGAUCCUUCUUUAACAACCGAGCAACCUGAUUUAUUACCUUCAUUUCAGCCCAUUCAACCAACUGAGGAAGAAACACCAAUGCUAGCAAUUGUAUUCUCACUUCGACCAACCCAAAAAUACUCUACUCGAGCUGCCACUGUUCAAGAAUUAAAAUUGUUGAAAGAAGAAAUUAAUUCUCUUAAGAAUGAGGUAGAAUCAUUAAAAAAAGAAAAUGAAUCAAUAAAAAAAGAUUUAACCUCAGUAAAAAAAGAGCUGGAAAUGUAUAAAAGGCCUGAAUUAGAAAAGAUGGAAGAAUUAGCUAGAAGUAAAGCUAAAAAUGCAAAGAAAAAAAAGGAGGCUGCUGCAGAGAAGUGA
Cetraspora pellucida is the source of this 1551-nucleotide messenger RNA. Lineage: Eukaryota; Fungi; Glomeromycota; Glomeromycetes; Diversisporales; Gigasporaceae. The record is from the annotation of a GenBank genome assembly.